AUGGCCAAGUGUCACCGGAACAACAUCGGAUCUCUCAUUCUUGACCGUGCUCCCACCACUUCUUCCUCUACUUCCGGCAACCAUUUCCGGCUCUGGAGCACCUUCUCUAGAUCCGCAUUCCGCAGAAAAAUCGUCGACGCCGUCAGCUGCGGCGGUAGCUCACGUUACCGUCACGAGCUCCGGGAAGAGGACGACGAGAAAAGUUACGUGACGGUGUCGGAGAAGUCAGCGGCCGCACCGAGGGCUGCGAAACCCAACACGAUCGGGGCGGCGUUGAACGGCGCAACGUUCGAGGAGAAAGCGAAGAAAUCGGAGAAGCUCUGUGAUCUGUUGAAUCUAGCGGAGUUGGAAGCUGACGUGGAGACGAAGAACAAGGAGGAAGCGCUCGAGUUGCUGAAGCGCGUGGUGAGUAAGUUACAAGCGGCCGCGGCGGCGCGUGGAGAUGAAGAGUUAGACGGCGGAGUCUGUCAGAAGAAGUUAGCGGCGGCGAGUGAGGUGCGGUUGCUGGCGAAGGAGGACUCGGAGGCGAGAGUGACGCUGGCGAUGCUCGGCGCGAUUCCGCCGCUAGUUAGUAUGAUCGACGACUCACGAAUCGCAGACGCACAGAUCGCUUCGCUUUACGCUCUGCUCAAUCUCGGCAUCGGAAACGACGCGAACAAAGCAGCGAUUGUUAAAGCAGGCGCUGUUCACAAAAUGCUGAAGCUAAUCGAGUCUCCAAACACUCCCGAUCAAGCCAUCGCAGAAGCUGUGGUCGCUAAUUUCCUAGGCUUAAGCGCUUUGGACUCAAACAAACCAAUCAUCGGUUCUUCAGGAGCGAUAAUCUUCCUAGUGAAAACUCUCCAGAAUCUGGACGAAAGAAGCAGCUCACAAGCAAGAGAAGACGCACUAAGAGCUCUCUACAACCUCUCAAUCUACCAGCCAAACGUCUCAUUCAUCCUCGAGACCGAGCUAAUCACGUUUCUCAUGAGCGCGUUAGGAGAUAUGGAAGUGAGCGAGAGGAUUCUCGCCAUCUUGAGCAAUGUUGUUGCGGCUCCAGAAGGAAGGAAAGCGAUCGGUUCGGUUUGCGACGCGUUUCCGGUUUUAGUCGAUGUGCUAAACUGGACCGACUCGCCUGGAUGCCAAGAAAAGGCGACUUACAUUCUAAUGCUGAUGGCUCACAAGGGAUAUGGUGAUCGACAAGCGAUGAUCGAGGCCGGGAUCGAAUCGUCGCUGCUCGAGUUAACUCUCUUGGGAAGUGCAUUGGCUCAGAAGAGAGCCUCGAAGAUAUUGGAAUGUCUUAGAGUGGACAAAGGGAAGCAAGUCUUGGAUAGUACCGGAUCAUGCGGUGCUUUGUCUGCACCAAUCUAUGGGACCAGAGGGAAUGGUUUGGACCAUGAGGAAAGCGAUUCGAUGAUGAGCGAAGAGAGGAAAGCUGUGAAGCAGUUGGUGCAACAGAGUUUACAGAGCAAUAUGAAGAGGAUCGUGAAGAGAGCUAAUUUGCCACAAGACUUUGUUCCUUCAGAGCAUUUUAAGUCGCUCUCUGUGAGCUCCACUUCAAAGAGCCUCCCCUUUUGA
Molecule: messenger RNA, 1554 nt
Organism: Microthlaspi erraticum
Lineage: Eukaryota; Viridiplantae; Streptophyta; Magnoliopsida; Brassicales; Brassicaceae
Source: the annotation of a GenBank genome assembly